CGCACGCGGAGCUUUCAUUGUUUACGUAGCGACUCUUGUCAGCAGUGCGCGAGUGCUUGAUACAAAGUGUAAACGGUGCAAAUGGCGUCUUUGAUUGUGUUUGGAGUAAUAAUAAUUCUCAUGGAAACAAACGCCAUAUCAGGAACAUGCACAGAACAAUUUAUUGAUGACGGCAUGCACAAUGUUUUGUUGGAGUAUACUUUCGGAUGGGGUACUCGCGAAACAAAACACGUAGUCUGUUCUCAUGAUCCCAACACAAUAGGAGAGUGCUAUGAUGCAUUUGGAUUUAAAUGUUUUAUUGAGCUAACGAGCAUAGGUGUGUACACUAUGUCUACGAAUGCAGAUUUAACAUAUGUGAUUGUUACCAUAUUAACAGUAAAUAGCACAAUGUUAGGAAACUACAGUUGUUCUAAAGGCAAUGGUUCAACGAAUAUCACCAAAUGUGCAAAAUACUCAGUUUCAACAACACCUUCAACAAAGACAGCCUUCAGAGGCUGGUAUCGGUAUUGUGUUUUUAUUAUUAUUUUAAGAAACCUUGUUUAAGACCUUUUUUAUACUUAGAUUCUUAUACAUUCUCUGUACUUAUAAAGUAAACGUGUAUGUUCAUCAAUUGAGAGUUCUGCUGGUUAUACUGAAUUUUUACAGACCAUUAUCUGACAUGCUGCCUUUUACUCUUUUAUGUAUGUUGACUUGGCAAUGUGUAUUAAUGUAACUAUAAGAUUGGUGGUUUCGCCAAAUAAAUAACCUAUGGACAGAUUGAUAACAAAAACACGAAAGUUGUUCUCUCACCAUUGAUAAUUCCGAUUGCACGUAGUAUUCUUUUGCCGUUAGAUUAUAGACAAUUACUUUUUUCUAAACCUACAGUCAAAUUAAGUUUACUUCGAACAUCUUUCAUUGGAGAUACAAUGCGACAGGGUUCUAGUUCGCAGCGUAAUCAAGCUCCUUGUAAUCGGUAUCCUACACAAAAUAAGUGCAACUCCAGGAAGUGUUUAUGUUGCAAGUUUUUAAAUAUGUCCUCCUUUAUUCUUCCAUCUG
Dreissena polymorpha is the source of this 1035-nucleotide messenger RNA. RefSeq lists its product as uncharacterized. The coding region runs from base 82 to 543 and encodes 153 amino acids. NCBI's taxonomy places the organism in Eukaryota, Metazoa, Mollusca, Bivalvia, Myida, Dreissenidae. The transcript has 4 exons. The record is from RefSeq and is a predicted model, not a curated record.